Messenger RNA from Zymoseptoria tritici IPO323, 927 nucleotides. RefSeq lists its product as uncharacterized. Gene Ontology annotation, cellular component: mitochondrial chromosome; mitochondrial nucleoid. Bases 1 to 927 code for a protein of 308 amino acids. Gene Ontology annotation, molecular function: single-stranded DNA binding. NCBI's taxonomy places the organism in Eukaryota, Fungi, Ascomycota, Dothideomycetes, Mycosphaerellales, Mycosphaerellaceae. The record is from RefSeq and is a predicted model, not a curated record. Gene Ontology annotation, biological process: interstrand cross-link repair; recombinational repair. The transcript is spliced from 2 exons.
AUGUCUUCCACUCGGCGCGUAGGCGCAAGCAUAAUCGCCUCCCUCUCCGCAGCAUCCUGCCGACCGCAAUACUUCCGCCGCUUCAUCACCACAACCUCCGCGCGCCUCCAAGCUUCUCCGCCUCCGAUCCCGUCCGCCUCAACAGCCGCCGCCAACACCGCCCAAGUAUCGCACGACCUCUCCCCAGCCGACGAGUCCGAUCCUCUCCGUUCCCUGACAGACGGCCUCGUCGAUCCACCUCCCGUGCUCAACGAAGACGAAAAGCAAGUCGACUGGACACGAUCAUUCCACGGACUUUCUUCCACACCCUUCACACCUGAGCAGGCGGAGGUAUUACAGGCGCCGUUGGACUAUGACGAUAUUGAGAUCAAGCCGGAUGGUAUCGUGUAUCUGCCGGAGAUCAAGUAUCGGCGGGUAUUGAAUCGGGCUUUUGGACCUGGAGGUUGGGGGCUUGCGCCGAGAGGAGAGACGAUCGUUACGGCUAAGGUGGUGACGAGAGAGUAUGGACUUGUUUGUGGAGGACGCCUCGUCUCCAUCGCCCGCGGCGAGCAACAAUACUUCGACCCGGACGGCAUUCCCACCGCGACCGAAGGCUGCAAAUCGAACGCACUGAUGCGCUGCUGCAAAGACCUGGGCAUCGCUUCCGAACUGUGGGAUCCGCGCUUCAUCAAGAAGUUCCUGGCUGCGAGAGGAAAAGAAGCGAUGGUCGAGCACCAGACUACAAAGAAGAGGAGGAAGCAUUGGAUGCGUUUGGAUGAUGAGUUGAGAUACCCGUGGAAGGAGGUCAGCAGUGGUGGAAGCACGGUCAGCACCAGCAGUAGUACUGGAAGUGGAAGUAUCGCUGCGAAGAGCAAUGCUUCCGGCGCAUUCGCGGCUGCGAGAGCAAAGGCUACUGGUACAACUGGGGCAGUGCCGAGGAAAGUUUGA